GUUGAUUUGUUGAAUUUGAUUUAACUAUUUGUUUACGAUAAUGCGUUAAUAUUGGUUUAAUUCACAUUAAUGUUUUAAUAAUCGCGUUUUCUCGGAAUCGUGUUUCCCACACUCUCGGAAUCAAUCACAAUGCUGUACUUUUUAAAAAGUGUUAAUAGCGAAAAAACCUAUUAUCUGGUGGAUAAAAAUGAAUUUACUAUAGGAAGAAAAGAUUGUGAUAUUUUAAUACUAUGCGAUAGCUCGAUAAGUAAGAAACAUGCCACGAUUCGGAUUAAGGAGGGUAAAAAAGAUAAUUUAAUUCUACUAGAAGAUGUCGGGUCUAAGUAUAAGACGUUCCAUAAUGAUAAACCCAUUCCACCCAAUACCGAAAUCUCUAUAAAAUGCAACGAUAAAAUUAAAUUCGGAGGUCUUAAUAGUGUGUUCAUAUUAAAACAAGAAGAGUUUAUAACAACCGCUACUAAACUAUCUUCCACAGAAAAAAAUGCCAUUACGAACCAACUUCAAUUCCUCAAUGGUAAAUAUGUGAAAGAUUGGAGUCCUAACUGCACGCAUUUGUCCUUGGUGAAGGUGACCUGCACAGUAAAAGUCCUGCAGGCAUUAAUCGAUGACAAGCCCAUCGUGUCCCUCGACUAUUGGGCAAAGUUUGUAGAUAACGUAAAGCAUAACAUACAGCCACCUGAUAUCAAUGAUUACAACAAACCUCCGUUUGCGGAAACUUUGCUGGACAUAGUCGAAAUCAAGAGUAACGUUAACAGAAAAAAAUUAUUCGACAAUAAAGUUUUCGUUUUCUACUUGGACGCGGAAAAAGCAAAUAUGAGCGAUCUAAUCGAGAAAGCAGGUGGACGAUCAAUAUCUUUUGAAAGUACUCCAGUAACCUUAAAGGAUAUUCUAAAAUCUGGCGAGCAGUUAAUUGUAAUGCACACGAAAGAGCAGGAAAGGCACGAUGCUUAUGUCGAUAUUAUUCGCUACGUAAAUGAACGGAACGAACGCCUUAUACCCUUUACUGAAGUAGCCCUAGCCAUAAUACGGGGGUGUUGCGAGAAAGAUUGUAACCCUUCUUUCAAUCGAAUGGUAGAAGUAUUCAAUACCUCUUCAAUUAAACCAGAUAUUGGAAACAAGCAACUUGUCCAGAAUACACAAAGUCAAUUUCCCCAUCAACCUUUAUCUUCCACCACUGAUAACCAAACUAUUCCCGAUACAAUGCCCUUUGAAGAUCUACCGGCCAUAAAGAAGAGAAAAAGGCUUGCAUUGAACGAAUCGGAUAAUCUUAAAAAAAUUAAAAUGCAAGAAAUAUGGGUUGAUGUGGUUGAAACGAGCGUACCUCCUUCCAAUAGCUGUGACAUUCAAAUUGAGGAAUCCCAAAAAACUAGAGAUAACAGUGGUAAAAGUAAUCCGGUAAACGUAACUAGUUCGCAAAUGGGUCAAGUGGAAAUUGUAAAGUCGCAAAAAACUGUGGAUGAUAGUGGAAAGUCAAAAACGAAAAGGGUUAUGGAUGAUGAAGAAAACGAUAACCCGUUUAAAAAAAUUAAAAUGAAAUCCGAAGGUGAAAAAUCACAAAGUAGCAUGUGGUUUGCAUCAAAUCAGCCUAAAAAGCAGCAGAAUCGGGUCGCUGUUUCGCAGAACAGUAAAACCAAUAUUGCAGAGCCUUGUAGCAAGACUACUCGCACUGAUAAUACUUCUAAUGAUUCCAUUGCGUUAAGUAAACCAAAUACUCAAACUACAAUAAAUAGAAAAUUAAAUGACACAAGAAAUAAAACGAUGAAUACCACCUGGAUGUCCAAGAAUACAUCGAUUGACAUUGAUUGUACAGCCAACGAGGAAGAGGACGAAAACCUCCAGACCUACAAGAACCUUUUCAAAAACAAUUUAAUAAUCGAAUCUUUGUCGACUCUUUCAAUUAGACCUAAGGAAAAUACCGGAAAUGUGUUUUCGAAUAAGGUAAACAUGAAGAAAUUCAAAAAAGUGAAGCCUUUGCAUCCUCAAAAUACAGUUAUAAGAACAGAUUCGUUUAUAAUGCGAGACACUCAAAAUAUUACAAAUGCACUCGAGGUCUCGAAUCAAUCCACCCAAAUAAAUGAAGAACUAAAUACUACUAGAAAUACUGCGACUAAUGUGACUAAAAAAACGAAAGGGCACAGAGUGUUCACUAUUUAAAAUAAUUUUGUAUUUGUUUGUUGUAUUAUAUCUUUCCAAAAAUAAAUAACGUUCAGAGUA
Molecule: messenger RNA, 2214 nt
Organism: Phyllotreta striolata
Lineage: Eukaryota; Metazoa; Arthropoda; Insecta; Coleoptera; Chrysomelidae
Source: the annotation of a GenBank genome assembly